AUCCUCCACUUGUUUUGUAUGCAUAAGACACAAGACUUUAUUAUAUAUCGCUUCAUCUUUAAGGGGUUCAAUAGCAAAACCUACUUUGCCAUUUUUUUCUGUUAAGAAAAUCAAUUGACAAAAAGAGAUCAAUCUUAGAAAAAAAUGCAACUAGAGCUUGUUUUCAUACCAUCACCUGGUGACGGCCACAUCAAACCACUAGUGGAAGUUGCUAAGCUUCUUGUCGAGCGUGAUGACCGUGUCUCCGUCACCAUCCUUAUCAUCCCUCAAAUGGUUGGAUUCAGUACCGGAAGCUCUAGCUCCUACAUCGCUUCUCUCUCCACCGCAUCUGAAGACCGCCUCCACUACAACGUUCUCUCCGUCGCCGAUGAACCAAACUCCGAUGGCCCUAAACCCAAUUUCCUCGCUUUCAUCGAUAGCUUCAAGCCACAGGUGAAGGCCGCCGUUGAGAAACUCAUCACUGACCCAGCACAACCCGAGUCGUCACCGCCGUCACGGCUUGCUGGUUUCGUGGUGGACAUGUUCUGCACGGAGAUGAUUGAUGUGGCCAACGAGUUUAACGUACCGAGUUACCUGUUUUACACCUCAAACGCCACGUUUCUAGGGACACAAUUCCACGCUCAGUAUCUUUAUGACGUUGAGAAAUAUGACGUCAGCGACUUGAAGGAUUCGGACAUAACCGAGUUGGAGGUUCCGUGUUUGUCUCGUCCUUUACCGGUUAAGUGUUUCCCAUCUGUGAUGUUAAACAAGUACUGGUUACCGAUUGUGUUUGGCCAAGUGAGAAGAUUCAGAGAAACCAAGGGUAUUUUGGUAAAUACCUUUGCUGAGCUGGAGCCUCAUGCUAUGAAGUUUUUCUCCGGCGGAGAUAAUAAUCUUCCCACGGUGUAUCCCGUUGGACCGGUUUUGAAUCUCAAAACCAAAGGUCCGGAUUCAACCGACGACAAGCAGACAGAGAUCCUAAGCUGGUUGGACGAGCAGCCUCGUGAGUCUGUUGUGUUCCUCUGUUUUGGGAGCAUGGGAGGGUUCCGUGAGGACCAAGCAAAGGAAAUAGCUAUAGCCCUUGAGCGAAGUGGUCAUCGUUUCCUUUGGUCUCUUCGCCGUGCCCUGCCUAAGGGAACGAUGGGACAUCCCGGAGACUUUACAAACCUUGAAGAGAUCCUCCCGGAGGGGUUCUUAGACCGGACGGCGAAGAUAGGGAAGAUUAUCGGUUGGGCUCCACAGAACGCCAUACUAGAAAACCCUGCGGUCAGAGGAUUUGUGUCGCACUGUGGAUGGAACUCAACACUUGAGAGUCUCUGGUUCGGUGUUCCAAUGGCCACGUGGCCUCUUUAUGCUGAGCAACAGAUUAAUGCAUUUGAGUUGGUGGAGGAGCUAGGGCUAGCGGUGGAGAUCCGGAACUCUUUCCGGGCCGAUAUUAUGGCGGAGGAGUCGGAGUUAAUGACGGCGGAGGAGAUAGAGAGGGGGAUCCGGUGUUUGAUGGAGCAGGAUAACGUGAGGGAUAGAGUGAAGGAGAUCAGUGAAAAGAGCCACGUGGCGUUAAUGGAAGGUGGGUCUUCUCACGCUGCUCUUCUAAAGUUCAUUGAAGACGUCACUACGAAUAUCUCUUGAAUGUUCGCCAAGUGUUAAGAGAAUCUUUCAUGACUCUAUCUAUGGCUAUCAUUUGUUUACCCAUUUCGUUGGUUAAGAUCUUAUGUGACGUUUGACCAAAAAAAAAAA
This is a messenger RNA of Brassica oleracea var. oleracea, 1716 nucleotides long. Its product is annotated as UDP-glycosyltransferase 71B2-like. Gene Ontology annotation, molecular function: UDP-glycosyltransferase activity. The record is from RefSeq and is a predicted model, not a curated record. The transcript has a single exon. Bases 145 to 1608 code for a protein of 487 amino acids. NCBI's taxonomy places the organism in Eukaryota, Viridiplantae, Streptophyta, Magnoliopsida, Brassicales, Brassicaceae.